AUGCCCCCCGGACCACCAAUCCCCCUCUUCAUCGCCUCUCUCGGCAACCCGGGCCCUCUCUACAGCCGCACCCUCCACAGCGCCGGCCACGUCCUGCUCCAAGAACUCCGCGUCGUCCUCAGCUUCCCCGCCUUCGAAGCCUCCAAACCGCUCGGCAAAGGUCUCGUCUCGCAGAACCUCGCCAACCCAGACAACCCGUGGUGCCUAUGGCAAUCGCCCUCGCUGAUGAACACGAGCGGCGUGGCUUUGGCCGCGGCAUGGCGGCACUGGCAGCUCCAGCGGGAGCGAGAAGGUAGAGCCGGGGUGCUGGUCGUGCUGCACGACGAGCUUGAGAAGGGGGUUGGGGAGGUCAAAGUCAGGACCGGGGGCAGCGCGAGGGGGCACAAUGGGCUCAAAAGCAUCCAGGCCAAGAUGCCGCAGACGCCGUUUGUACGCGUGGGAAUCGGCAUUGGGAGACCGGAGAGUAGGGAGCCGAGUGAUGUCGCGAGGUAUGUCCUCAGGAAGAUGACGGAUAGGGAGGAGGCGGCCAUUGGGGACGUUGUGGGGGUGGUUAUUGGGACGUUGAGGGAGGUGCAGGAGGGGAGGAUUAGGCCUGAUGCUGUGGGAAAGAGGGGUGGGUGA
Molecule: messenger RNA, 621 nt
Organism: Coniosporium apollinis CBS 100218
Lineage: Eukaryota; Fungi; Ascomycota; Dothideomycetes
Exons: 1
Coding region: 1-621 (206 amino acids)
Molecular function (GO): peptidyl-tRNA hydrolase activity
Source: RefSeq, a predicted model, not a curated record